Brenthis ino (lesser marbled fritillary) is the source of this 1542-nucleotide messenger RNA. The record is from the annotation of a GenBank genome assembly. Lineage: Eukaryota; Metazoa; Arthropoda; Insecta; Lepidoptera; Nymphalidae.
AUGGGCCAUUUUUAUCUCAGAUAUCUGACGUUUGCAUCCAGGAUGAUGCGUCUCAUCCUCUUAUUGUUAGCCGUCACUUUGGCGGCGGCAUAUAAAAACCCAUUCUAUGCACAAGGGAGGUCAACGAUGGUCCAUCUCUUCGAGUGGAAGUGGGAUGAUAUUGCAGCUGAAUGUGAGAGGUUCCUCGGACCACGUGGAUUCGGUGGUAUUCAGAUUUCACCGCCCAACGAGAACUUGAUAAUUCGCUCUAGAAAUCGUCCAUGGUGGGAGCGCUACCAACCCAUGUCCUACCGGCUGGUCACACGAUCUGGCAACGAACAACAGUUCGCAAAUAUGGUGCGACGCUGUAACAAUGCUGGUGUAAGGAUCUAUGUAGAUGCAAUCAUCAACCACAUGACAGGCACAUGGAAUGAGAAUGUUGGUACCGGUGGCAGUAAUGCUAACUUCGGUAACUGGCACUAUCCUGCUGUGCCCUAUGGCAGGAACGACUUCAACUGGCCUCAUUGUGUCAUCUCCGGCAAUGAUUACGCUUGUUGUGCUGACAGAGUGCGCAACUGCGAAUUAUCAGGUCUUAAAGACUUGAAUCAAGGAUCAGAAUAUGUUCGACAACAAAUAGUAAACUACAUGAAUCGUCUCAUCGAUUUUGGAGUAGCUGGAUUCAGAAUUGACGCUGCUAAACACAUGUGGCCGGGUGAUCUGAAUGUAAUCUACAGCAGGCUAAAAAAUCUGAACACCGGUCACGGUUUCCCAUCUGGUGCUCGUCCUUACAUCUUCCAAGAAGUCAUUGAUCUCGGUGGAGAAGCAAUCAGUAGGAAUGAAUACACCCCACUUGCCGCUGUCACUGAAUUCAGAUUUGGUCUCGAAUUGAGCCGCGCUUUCUUAAGACAAAAUCAACUUAGAUGGUUAGUCAACUGGGGCCCACAAUGGGGUCUUCUCGCUUCUAACGAUGCUUUAACCUUCAUCGACAACCAUGAUAACCAACGAGGACACGGUGCAGGAGGCAACAUCCUGACAUACAAACAAGCCAAGCAGUACAAGGGUGCUAUAGCCUUCAUGUUAGCUCAUCCUUAUGGACAACCUCAGUUGAUGAGCAGUUACGCCUUCACUGAUACUGAAGCUGGACCUCCUCAGGACGGAAAUGGCAAUAUCAUCUCACCUUCUAUCAAUUCUGACAACUCAUGCGGAAAUGGAUGGAUAUGCGAACAUAGAUGGCGUCAAAUUUAUUCUAUGGUAGAUUUCCGUAAUGUAGCAGGAACCACUGCAGUGAAUAACUGGUGGGACAAUGGCAGCAACCAGAUCGCGUUCUGCCGAGGUGGCCAAGGAUUUGUUGCCUUCAAUAACGAUAAUUGGGACUUGAAUCAGGACUUGCAGACAUGCCUUCCUGCUGGAAGAUACUGUGACGUUAUUUCCGGCGAAAAGAGGAAUAACGCCUGUACCGGAAAGACUAUUACAGUUGGUUCUGAUGGACGCGCUAGGAUUACCCUUGGAGCCAAUGAAUAUGACAUGGUUCUAGCUAUCCAUAGAGGAACUCAUUCACGCUUG